Scomber japonicus (chub mackerel) is the source of this 4335-nucleotide messenger RNA. RefSeq names its product Janus kinase 2b (gene jak2b). Gene Ontology annotation, cellular component: cytosol; membrane; cytoskeleton. The record is from RefSeq and is a predicted model, not a curated record. The coding region runs from base 533 to 3904 and encodes 1123 amino acids. Gene Ontology annotation, biological process: intracellular signal transduction; cell differentiation; peptidyl-tyrosine phosphorylation. NCBI's taxonomy places the organism in Eukaryota, Metazoa, Chordata, Actinopteri, Scombriformes, Scombridae. The transcript has 24 exons. Gene Ontology annotation, molecular function: histone binding; ATP binding; cytokine receptor binding.
AGCUGAAGCUGUGCAAUGGACAAGUUGUCAAUAAUGUGACUCUCGUUCGUGGCAGUCGUGGGCACAGUUUUCGGGGCACGACAAGAUGAUUUGCCUGCAGAUGAUCCCCCCUUGUUAAUCGGACCAAGUUAUAAAACCGGGCGAGACGUGGUCGUUGUGGUUGUUGUGGUUGUAGUAGCGUUAGCAUAGCUAGCAUUAGCUUAAGUUACAAGAUUGACAAGAUAGACGGCUAAAGUUCCUCCGGAGUGAGAUGGGCAACGCUGGGCUCACCAGGGGUAACUUAUGCAGCAGAUAAACCACACGAGUGCGACAUGGAAAUAAGAAUAAGCCCCGGUGAGCCAUAAAUACGCAGUCAUUAAUAAGGAAAGCUGUUUUUUUAGUGCUGAUAUCGAAGAACCGAAGCAGCCGUCUGUCGCUGUCAGAGCCGCUCGUCCUGGCUGCAGCGCCGGCCUAAGAAGCUAGCAGGAGGCUAGCUGGGAGCUAGCAGGGAGCUAGCUGCUGGCCGCACCACUGGCUCAUCAACCCUAGUUGCAUGCUGUUGAUGGCCUCCCUGCCAGCCAUGGACACUGUGACUGACUCAUGCCCCGCGGUGCACCAAAACGGGACCGCCCAUCGGGAAUCUCCAGACACAAGACCAGUCGCUGCUGUUCUGAGGCUUCAUCUCUAUCACAGCAGCCAGGGAGCGGCCGACUGCAGCUUUCUCAGCUACCCACCUGGGGAUUAUGUGGCAGAGGAGCUGUGUAUAGAUGCAGCCAAGGCGUGCAGUAUAUCACCUCUGUACUGCAGCCUUUUCGGUCUCUUCAGAGAGCGAGACCGCUUGUGGUUUUCACCCAAUCACAUCUUCCAGCUCGACGAGUCAGCCUCAGAUGAUGUGUUUUUCAGAAUAAGGUAUUAUUUUCCUGGCUGGUACAGCGGUGGAGCAUCCCGGGCUUAUCGAUACGGAGUCGCCAAAGGAUCAGAAAGUCCUGUCCUUGAUGACUUUGUAAUGUCAUACCUCUUCUUUCAGUGGAGGAAUGACUUUGUCAAUGGCUCAGUAAAGAUCCCCAACUCCCACGAAACGCAGGAAGAGUGCCUCGGUAUGGCCGUCCUCGAUAUGACAAGAACAGCCAAAGAGAGACAGAUGUCACCACUGGACAUAUACCACACUAUAAGCUACAAGUCCUUUUUGCCAAAGGACAUGAGAGCUCAGAUCCAGGAUUGCAACUUCUUGACACGUAAGCGUAUCCGCUUCCGUUUCAAGCGCUUCAUCCAGCAGUUCAGUCAGUGCCGCACCACAGCUCGCGACCUCAAGCUCAAGUACCUCAUUAGCAUGGAGUCACUGGAGAAGGCCUUCUACACAGAGACGUUCCAGGUCAAGGAACCAUCAAGCGGACAGCUCAUCAUCCUGGUGGCAGCAGACACCGGCAUCCAGUGGUGUCGUGAGAAAUUGAAGGAUUCUGAUCAGGAGCUGCAGACCUUGUGUGACUUUCCUGAUGUCACUGACAUCAGCAUCAAACAAGCCAGCAAGGAGGGUGCUGCAGAGACCCGGGUGGUCACCAUCAAUAAGCAAGAUGGGAAGAAUCUGGAACUGGAGUUUCCCAGACUGUCUGAAGCUCUCUCCUUCGUGUCCCUCAUUGACGGCUACUACCGACUUACUACAGACGCACAUCACUACCUUUGUAAAGAAGUGGCACCUCCCAGGCUUGUGGAGGCCAUUGCUUCCCAUUGCCAUGGGCCUGUCUCAAUGGAGUUUGGAACCAGUCGACUCCAUAAGUGUGGAAACAAGCGCGGGUUGUACAUUUUGAGAUGUAGCCCGAAGGACUUCAACAAGUAUUUUCUGACUUUCCCUGUUGAGGUGUAUGAUGCUGUAGAGUACAAACACUGUCAGAUAACACGGUCCGCCAACGGGGAGUUUAACCUCAGUGGAACCAAAAGAAACUUCAGCAGCCUGCAGGAACUACUCAGCUGCUACCAAAAGGAAACGGUGCGCUCUGACAGCGUCAUUUUCCAAUUCAGCAAGUGCUGUCCACCUAAAUCCAAAGAAAAGUCCUGCCUCCUGGUGUGCAGGAGCAACAAGGGCUCAGACGUGCCUAUAUCGCCUUCACUACAUCGACACAACAUCAGCCAAAUGGUGUUUCACAAGAUCAAGAAAGAAGAUCUGGAAUUUAUGGAGAGUCUAGGUCAAGGGACGUUUACCAAGAUCUUCAAAGGGGUCCGCAAAGAGCUGGGAGACUACGGACAUGUACACCAAACUGAAGUUGUCAUGAAAGUCCUGGACCAGGCCCACAGGAACUAUUCUGAGUCUUUCUUCGAAGCAGCCAGCAUGAUGAGCCAGUUGUCCAAUAAGCACCUGGUCCUUAACUAUGGCGUGUGUGUCUGCGGAGAAGAAAACAUCAUGGUGCAGGAGUAUGUGAAGUUUGGCUCUUUGGAUACGUACUUGAAGAAAAACAAGAACUCAGUAAACAUCCUGUGGAAGCUGGAGGUGGCGAAGCAGCUGGCCUGGGCCAUGAACUUUCUGGAGGAAAAGCAUCUUGUCCACGGGAAUGUUUGUGCUAAAAACAUCCUCCUGAUCAGAGAGGAGGACCGGAGAACCGGGAACCCUCCUUUCAUUAAGCUGAGUGACCCUGGCAUCAGCAUCACUGUCCUGCCAAAAGAUAUCUUAAUCGAGAGAAUCCCCUGGGUGCCCCCUGAGUGCAUCGAGGACUCUGUCAACCUGAGCCUGGCUGGAGACAAGUGGAGCUUUGGCACCACGUUAUGGGAGAUCUGCAGCGGUGGGGAAAGACCUUUAGCAACACUGGACAACUCAAAGAAAAGCCUGUUCUACGAGGACCACCACCAGCUUCCUGCACCAAAGUGGACCGAGCUGGCCAAUCUGAUUAUCAGCUGCAUGGACUACGAGCCCACAUUCAGGCCCACAUUUCGCGCUGUUAUCCGUGACCUCCACAGCCUCUUCACACCAGACUACGAGUUGAUUGUGGACAGUGACAUCCUACCAAACAGGACAGUGGGCUCCGGUUGGACGAGCGGCGGCUUUGAGAGCCAGGAGCCGGCUCAGUUUGAAGAGAGACACCUCAUAUUCUUACAGCAGCUGGGCAAGGGAAACUUUGGCAGUGUGGAGAUGUGUCGGUAUGACCCACUUCAGGACAACACGGGGGAGGUCGUGGCUGUGAAGAAACUCCAGCACAGCACCGCGGAGCACAUACGAGACUUUGAGCGAGAGAUCGAGAUCCUGAAAUCUCUCCAGCAUGAGAACAUCGUCAAGUACAAAGGCGUGUGCUACAGUGCAGGACGACGUAAUCUCCGUCUCAUCAUGGAAUAUCUGCCGUUCGGAAGUCUGCGAGAUUACCUCAUGAAAAACAAGGACAGGAUCGACCACAAGAAGCUGAUGCAUUACACUUCUCAGAUCUGCAAGGGUAUGGAGUACCUGUCAAGUAAACGGUAUAUCCACAGAGACCUGGCGACACGAAACAUCCUUGUGGAGAGUGAGCAGAGGGUGAAGAUCGGGGAUUUUGGCCUCACCAAAGUUCUGCCUCAGGACAAAGAGUACUACAUGGUCAAAGAGCCUGGAGAGAGCCCCAUAUUCUGGUAUGCCCCCGAGUCUCUGACUGAGAGCAAGUUCUCUGUGGCGUCAGAUGUCUGGAGCUUUGGAGUGGUGCUUUAUGAACUCCUCACCCACAGCGACAAGAACUGCAGCCCUCCUGCAGUUUUCAUGUCCAUGAUGGGGAACGAUAAGCAGGGACAGUUGAUCGUCUACCAUCUCAUUGAGCUCCUCAAAUCAGGCAGCAGGCUGCCUCAACCUGUGGGGUGUCCCACAGAGAUCCACGAGAUCAUGGAGGAGUGCUGGGACAGUGACCCCGGCUUGCGUCCUUCUUUCAAGGAGCUGGCCUUGCGCAUCGAUCUGUUCAGGGACAGUAAAGAGUAUUAAACAGAGAAUCACCUGAAGUGCCAUGCUCCUCUACAGCCGACACGCUCUUAACUUUGUUUCCCUGUUUGUGGCAAAGUGACAAAGGCCAAGAGUGCCGGGGUUAAGGCAAAGAAACUAGUGACUGGAAGAGUGGUUCGUUCAAAACUAAGACCAGCUCAAAAACGACUGCCAGGGUGCCUUUGGGCAAGGCACUCGACCUCUAAUCUCUACAGUGGAGUGACUUAGAGGCCGGAAGCAGAAAAUGGUGGCUUGGAUUCGUCUUACUGGUGAAAAAGAUAAAAUGUAUUCGGUCGAAAUUUUGGAAGCUUUCUACAGAAGAGUUUCAAAAUUUAUAGAGACUGUGAGUAUUCUAUUGCCAGGUCUAAAGCUAGAGACGCUUGUGUCAAACAAGGUCUGAGUGUGUGAGUGUGUGUGUGUGUGGGAGAGAGAGA